AAUGAAUACUCCACAUUAUGAAUGAAAACCUCUUUGCAAACUCCCGGUCUGUGUCUUUACAGUUUCCAUCAGGCCUGGACCUCAUCCCGAAGUGUGUUCACAAGAGUCGCAGCCCUGCAUUUCAAACCAGAAGACGAGUAUUUCGCCAUGAACUCUGACAUGGAUGGUGACAUUGAAAACCAGGUGGAGUUAGAGGAGAAGACCAGACUUAUAAACCAGGUCCUUGAGUUGCAGAAUACUCUUGAGGAUCUCUCAGCUCGGGUGGAUGCAGUAAAAGAAGAAAAUCUGAAGUUAAAAUCAGAGAAUCAGGUUCUUGGGCAGUACAUUGAGAACCUCAUGUCGGCAUCUAGUGUGUUUCAGACCACUGACUCCAAGAGCAAACGGAAGUAAGAGGGCAUCCUCUCUCCCAGAAUCCCUCGUGUAGACGCCAGCCCCACGUAGAUAAACCCUUGCCAUAUCAGCUCAUUUAAACUUUUUUGUUCCUUAUGCCACUAAAAUUAUAAGUGUUUACAUUUAUUUUAUUUAUCAGUAUUAAUGUAUUUUAACGUUUCAUCUUCAAUUUUUAUUUAACAUAUUACAUACUAAAAUCAUUUUAGAAAGAUAUUAACUUGUUA
This is a messenger RNA of Carassius carassius (crucian carp), 614 nucleotides long. Its product is annotated as short coiled-coil protein B-like. The record is from RefSeq and is a predicted model, not a curated record. The coding region runs from base 22 to 390 and encodes 122 amino acids. Gene Ontology annotation, cellular component: trans-Golgi network. Lineage: Eukaryota; Metazoa; Chordata; Actinopteri; Cypriniformes; Cyprinidae. The transcript is spliced from 3 exons.